AUUUGAUAUGACUUUGAGGACACCAAGCAACCAACCUGGUCUGUUAGUUUGUCACUAAAAAAAGUCCCACCGGCGGAACUAACUCCGUCUCCGCCGUCAUGUCUAUGUCCUCCGCCAUCGCUCUCGGCGGAGCAACCGCCGCGAAACCCCUGGUAUUACCCGAAAAGCACCGUGGUGGAUUCCCCAAGUUCACCUGUUGGGCACCCACGAAGAGAAUUGAAUCCCUCAAUGGCUCAGCUUCUCUCCGUUCCCACUCACUGCCCCGUCUUCGGGUUUCUUCCAACGAUGCCCAGUUCAAUUCGGUUCCCGAGGAGAACCAACUGCAACAGCAAAAGCACCAGCGCCAACAGCAACUACCGAGUUUCACUGAGUUCAUUACUUCGGAGAGAGUCAAAGUGGUGGCGAUGAUUGCUCUCGCUCUCGCUCUCUGCAACGCAGAUCGCGUCGUCAUGUCGGUGGCCAUAGUGCCCUUGUCGCUCGCCAACGGAUGGAGCCGGGCUUUCUCUGGAAUUGUUCAGUCGUCUUUUCUGUGGGGGUAUCUGGUUUCUCCUAUUGCUGGAGGGGUGUUGGUGGAUAACUAUGGUGGCAAAGUGGUUAUGGCUUGGGGUGUGGCCUUGUGGUCACUAGCUACUUUUCUUACUCCCUGGGCUGCAGAGACCUCCAUUUUGGCUCUACUUUCCGUGCGUGCUUUGCUUGGCAUGGCCGAAGGAGUAGCUCUUCCUUCCAUGAAUAACAUGGUAGCCAGAUGGUUUCCUCAAACUGAAAGGGCAAGGGCUGUUGGAAUUUCAAUGGCUGGAUUUCAGCUUGGAUGUGCGAUAGGGCUUACGCUUUCUCCUAUUCUUAUGUCCCAAGGUGGUAUAUUUGGUCCAUUUGUGAUUUUUGGAUUGUCUGGGUUUCUUUGGGUGUUGGUGUGGUUGUCUGCAACAUCAAGCACUCCUGACGGAAGUCCUCAGAUAUCAAAAUAUGAGCUGGAGUAUAUAUUGAAUAGAAGGCAAAAGUCUUUUUCAGUGGAGACAGCUAAACCCAAGAAAGUUAAAUUGAUCCCUCCAUUCAGGCGCUUGCUUUCAAAGCUUCCAACAUGGUCUCUAAUUGUUGCAAAUUCCAUGCAUAGCUGGGGAUUUUUUAUUGUUCUUUCUUGGAUGCCCAUAUACUUCAACUCAGUGUAUCAUGUGGAUCUCAGGCAUGCAGCAUGGUUUAGUGCCAUUCCAUGGGCUGUGAUGGCUAUCAUGAGUUACCUCGCUGGCUUGUGGUCAGAUAUGAUGAUACAAAGCGGUACAAGUGUUACUUUGACUCGUAAGAUUAUGCAGUCUAUUGGUUUUGUUGGUCCUGGACUUUGCCUCAUCGGUUUAGCAACAGCAAAAAAUCCCUCAAUUGGUUCUGCUUGGCUUACUUUAGCCUUUGGCCUGAAAUCUUUCAGUCACUCUGGUUUUCUUGUGAACCUUCAGGAGAUUGCACCUCAGUAUUCUGGUGUUUUACAUGGAAUUUCAAAUACUGCUGGAACAUUGGCUGCUAUAAUUGGAACAGUUGGAGCUGGUUUUUUUGUUGAGCUAGUUGGUUCCUUCCCAGGAUUUUUGUUGCUUACAUCACUCCUUUAUUUUCUUGCUGCUCUUUUCUACUGCCUAUUCUCUACUGGAGAAAGAGUAAAUUUUGAUGAUCCUGUUGGCCGACAAGUACCGGAAACUACCUAGUGUACUGUACAGUUGAGUUUCUUGUAUAUGAAAGAAGAUUAGCUAAGAACAGAAGCUAUAGUUACAUUUUCUAACUGUCAUGUCCUGUAAAAGAGACACUAACCAGUUACCUGGUGUAAAAUCAUUGUUGUAUAGUUGUAUUUUUCUUUCCCUUAUGCAUUGAGGGUUUCUAUUUUGGAAAAAGCUAUGAAGCGAGCUGCUUUUGAAGUAAGAAA
Molecule: messenger RNA, 1903 nt
Organism: Gastrolobium bilobum
Lineage: Eukaryota; Viridiplantae; Streptophyta; Magnoliopsida; Fabales; Fabaceae
Product: probable anion transporter 4, chloroplastic
Exons: 9
Coding region: 99-1688 (529 amino acids)
Biological process (GO): transmembrane transport
Cellular component (GO): plastid
Molecular function (GO): phosphate transmembrane transporter activity
Source: RefSeq, a predicted model, not a curated record